AUGAAAGACGACAUCGCCGACGCCGACGCUUUACGCCUGGCGCAGCUUGGCCAUGCGCAAUCUUUUGAACGGCAGUUCAGUCGCUGGACGAUGCUGGGGCUGUCCUUCGCUAUCUUGAACUCAUGGACUGCGCUGGCGGCGUCGUUGUCGCUGGCUCUGCCCUCUGGUGGAACGGUCUCUGUGAUUUGGGGACUGGUGACUGCAGGCAUCUGCAACUUCAGUCUGGCGGCGAGUCUGGCGGAGAUGCUGAGCGCGUUCCCGACGAGUGGAGGGCAGUAUCAUUGGGCCUACAUGAUCGCGCCUGCGUCCAUCAGGCGCGGGACAGCCUGGGCCACUGGCUGGAUCAACAUGUCAGGAUGGGUUGCUCUCGUAGCGACGAACAGUUCACUAGCCAGCACCUUGAUCAUCAACAUGAUCAGCUUACUUCAUCCUGGGACCUACGAAUACCACCGCUGGCACCAGUUCUUGAUCUAUCUCGGCAUCACAUCCACCUCCUUCGCUGUGAACGCGUUCAUGCAGAAGUUGCUGCCGCAAGUCAAUGGUGUAGCUUUGGCGUGGAGUAUCGCUGGCUUCAUGAUCAUCUCCAUCACCGUACUGGCCUGCGCAGCACCAGAUUAUGCCACUGGGGAGUACGUAUUCGCUACAUGGAUCAACGAGACCGGCUGGCCGGACGGCAUCGCUUUCCUACUCGGCUUACUGCAAGGCGGUCUCGGACUCACCGGGUUUGACGCUGUAGCACACAUGAUUGAAGAAAUCCCCGAUGCGGCACUUGAAGGGCCAAAGAUUAUGCUCUAUUGCCAGUACAUUGGCAUCAGUACCGGACUCUGCUUCCUAAUCGUCGUCCUCUUCGUCAGCGGCGGGAUGCAAAACACAGACAGAAUCAUUGAAUCCGGCGCUGGUCCAUUGCUGGAAAUAUUUUACAUUGCCACAAACAGCCGCGUGGGUGCGGUAUGCUUGCUCAUGUUUCCGCUAAUCUGCUUCAUCUUCGCCGGCAUCUCAGUGCUUACCACCGCGUCACGCAUGACGUUCGCUUUUGCCCGGGAUGGGGGUCUACCUAUGUCAGCUACCUGGUGGAAAGUCCACCCAAAGCUCGGUGUCCCUCUCAACGCUCUCUACUUGGACUGCUUCGUCGUGCUCAUCUUCGGCUGCAUCUAUCUUGGCUCGAGCGUGGCUUUCAACGCCAUCAUUUCCGCCUCCGUCACUGCAUUAGGAGUCAGCUACGGCAUUCCGGUCUUCCUGAACGUCAUUACGCUCCGACGAAAGUUGCCUGAACGACGCUUUAGUCUACCUGCAGGGAUCGGCUGGGCAGCGAACAUCAUUGGACUGGUGUACACGAUCAUAACGACGGUGCUGUUCGUGUUCCCGCCCUUUUUGCCGGUGACAGGGACGUCGAUGAACUAUUGCAUCGUGGCUUUCGGGAUCAUCUUGAUUAUUUCGGGGUUUCAAUGGAUUGUGGAUGGGAGGAAGAACUUUGAGGGGCCGAGGAUUACGAUCGAUCAGAGUGCGCAUCGGGAGUCAUUGACUUGA
Molecule: messenger RNA, 1527 nt
Organism: Saxophila tyrrhenica
Lineage: Eukaryota; Fungi; Ascomycota; Dothideomycetes; Mycosphaerellales; Extremaceae
Exons: 2
Coding region: 1-1527 (508 amino acids)
Biological process (GO): transmembrane transport
Cellular component (GO): membrane
Molecular function (GO): transmembrane transporter activity
Source: RefSeq, a predicted model, not a curated record